Carassius gibelio (silver crucian carp) is the source of this 950-nucleotide messenger RNA. Its product is annotated as DNA-directed RNA polymerase II subunit RPB9. The transcript is spliced from 6 exons. The record is from RefSeq and is a predicted model, not a curated record. Lineage: Eukaryota; Metazoa; Chordata; Actinopteri; Cypriniformes; Cyprinidae. Gene Ontology annotation, biological process: transcription-coupled nucleotide-excision repair; DNA-templated transcription; maintenance of transcriptional fidelity during transcription elongation by RNA polymerase II. Gene Ontology annotation, cellular component: RNA polymerase II, core complex. Gene Ontology annotation, molecular function: DNA-directed RNA polymerase activity; zinc ion binding; nucleic acid binding. The coding region runs from base 108 to 488 and encodes 126 amino acids.
AGCCAGAGGUCACGCAUGCGCACAAACGACUGUUCCAAGACAUUUUUCGACGGAGUGGAUGAGGACGGUUAUCCUUUAUCUCUUACCUUAAUUACAGUAUCUUUAUAAUGGAUCUGGAAGGGGGCACUUACGAACCUGGUUUUGUGGGCAUCAGGUUCUGUCAGGAGUGUAAUAACAUGCUGUAUCCUAAAGAGGAUAAAGAAAACCGCAUCCUGCUCUACGCUUGCAGAAACUGUGACUAUCAACAAGAAGCCGAUAACAGCUGCAUCUAUGUGAACAAAAUCACCCAUGAGGUUGAUGAACUCACUCAGAUUAUUGCAGACGUGGCUCAGGAUCCAACACUACCUCGGACGGAGGACCACCCUUGCCCAAAGUGUGGCCACAAGGAGGCGGUGUUCUUCCAGUCUCACAGUAUGAAGGCUGAGGAUGCCAUGAGGCUUUACUAUGUCUGCACUGCCCCACACUGCGGCCACAGAUGGACAGAAUGAGGAGGAGAAAGAUUAGACGUUCUGGGGCCCCGCGUCAUUCUUGUUCCAUCCCUGAACAUUAUUUCUCAGUUUAGGGGACGUCUGUUGUGGAGUGGAUGUGUUUUGCGGCUCCUAACUCGAAAUGAAAGUGUGGAUAAGUAGUACAACAAAUAAAAAGGAAAACUUGUGGUAUAUGUAUGCGAAAAAUGCGUAUUAUAUGCACGCCAAAGUCCAUUUGUGUGUAUCAAUACCACAAGAUUUCCUUUUUAUUUGGAAUAUUAUUUAUACAUAUAUUUAUAUAUUUUUAUGAGACUGGGCUCGUUUUGUCGGUGACUAAACUUUAGGUUGCUUAAUUUUAGUGUGAGAUUCAUGCACAAACACCAGUGACUCGUCCUUUGACCCGAAGUGUUUAUAGUUUUUUUCAUUUGAAUUCUACACAGUGUAUUUUUUGGAAGGUUUGUAAUAAAAGAUUGCAAAAAGUAA